Molecule: messenger RNA, 920 nt
Organism: Galeopterus variegatus (Sunda flying lemur)
Lineage: Eukaryota; Metazoa; Chordata; Mammalia; Dermoptera; Cynocephalidae
Gene: PRRG3
Product: proline rich Gla (G-carboxyglutamic acid) 3 (transmembrane)
Exons: 4
Coding region: 120-815 (231 amino acids)
Cellular component (GO): extracellular region
Molecular function (GO): calcium ion binding
Source: RefSeq, a predicted model, not a curated record
AGCCCCGGUAAGUGGGGGAGCCGAGGCUAUUGGCCCGUGCCCCUCUCUUUUCGGCGGGCACUUGGAGCCGAGCAGGCCAGAAUGGCAGGCAAGUGAGACGCUGGAGCUGAGGAGGCACCAUGGCAGUGUUUCUGGAGGCCAAGAAUGCCCACUCGGUCCUGAAACGGUUCCCUCGUGCCAAUGAGUUCCUGGAGGAGCUGCGCCAGGGCACCAUCGAGCGCGAGUGCAUGGAAGAGAUCUGCAGCUACGAGGAGGUCAAGGAGGUGUUCGAGAACAAAGAGAAAACGAUGGAGUUCUGGAAGGGGUACCCAAAUGCAGUGUACUCAGUCCGAGACCCCUCGCAGAGCUCCGACGCUAUGUAUGUGGUGGUGCCCCUUCUGGGGGUGGCAUUGCUGAUUGUCAUCGCCUUGUUCAUCAUCUGGAGGUGCCAGCUGCAGAAAGCAACCCGUCAUCACCCCUCCUACGCUCAGAACCGGUACCUAGCCAGUCGCACCGGGCACAGCCUCCCCCGGGUCAUGGUGUACCGGGGCACCAUGCAUAGCCAGGGAGAGUCCUCUGGGCACCGUGAGGCAGGGGUUACCCCCCAAGUGGUGCUGGGGCCCAGUCGGGGGGGCAGAACCACGGUGCGACUUGAGAGUACCCUCUACCUCCCCGAGCUCUCUCUUUCCAGACUGUCCAGUGCCACCCCUCCCCCCUCUUAUGAGGAGGUGACUGCGCCCCAGGAGAGUAGCAGUGAGGAGGCGAGUGUCUCUUACAGUGACCCACCCCCAAAGUAUGAGGAGAUAGUGGCCGCCAACCCCGACUCCAACAAGUAGUGGGAGGCGUGUCCUGUCCCGUGUGAACGCCUCUUUCAGAGGCCUCCUAUUUUCUGUUUAACUUUUUAAAGACUGUGCCACCACAAAACAGCCUUAGCCUCCUUG